Anguilla anguilla (European eel) is the source of this 2936-nucleotide messenger RNA. It is a transcript of the gene pde7a, whose product is annotated as phosphodiesterase 7A. Lineage: Eukaryota; Metazoa; Chordata; Actinopteri; Anguilliformes; Anguillidae. The record is from RefSeq and is a predicted model, not a curated record. The coding region runs from base 907 to 2418 and encodes 503 amino acids. Gene Ontology annotation, molecular function: 3',5'-cyclic-AMP phosphodiesterase activity. The transcript is spliced from 15 exons.
CUCUGGCAGGUGGUGCAUGUUCGUAAAGAGCUGUAAGGUUUGGGAAGAGAGAGAGCUAGUAUUAGGAAAUCAGCGUACCUUGGUUUACCUUUUGUUUUUGUUUUCUUUUUUAUUUUGGUUUUGGGUAGAGUGCCAUAUAUGCGGUGCAUUGGUUCUGAAACGAACUGGACAUUGUUUGUUUUUCCCCAAGCCACUUUCUGUUUGAUACAUACAGUGCUGCAUUUGGUGAAUUGUGUGUUGAAUUACGGGUGCAAUCUAUGCCUGCAAUGAGGAGAGAACGGACUGAAUAAAUGUUGAUAGUUUCUUUGCCAAUUCUGGACAGAAUGAACACCAUCGAACCAUUCUGAAGGCAAGUUUUUUGAUAUUUUCUCAGAAGACUUCAUUUUACUUUGUAUUUUUCCUCCAAACACAUUUUUAAGUGACUGUGUCCAUUUGUCUUCAGUUCGAUUUCAUACCGUGGAGCCUAGUCACGAUGAAGCACGCCUGAAAGGAGUUUUUUUUUUUUAAAUGAGGAAGCAAUUUUUAAAAGAGAUACGAAAAAGACAGAGGCCUCGUCCUUUGUAGGCCCGGAUCUGUGGGGGAAAAGGGGGCACUGAAGCCCGAUGAAUAAAAUUUUGAAUAAAAUGGGACUCAACGAGACACGCGAGGAGAAGAGAAGCAUAGAUAUUUUAUUAAUGACAGCGCGUUGUGCAAGUUUACCUCUCAGAACAAAAGGAAGUACUUUCUGUCUUUAACAUUAAAACUGAUAUUUUCAAAAUAAAGGAAGACUUUUUCCCCCCCAUUGAUGGGGCAUUGGCUGACGACGUUCCCAUUUUCCCGCAGUUCGCCCUCUUUAUUUUAUGAAUAAUCUUUUAUUUAUAAUUUUUUUAUUGAAUUUUGAUCUGGAUCCAGCGUUGACAUUGUUCAAUGGAAGUAUGUUAUCAGUUGCCGGUUUUGCCUCUGGACAGGCCGGUCCCCAAGCAUGUUCUCAGCCGGAGGGGAGCCAUUAGCUUCAGCUCCAGCUCCUCUCUCUUUGGUGCCCCUGAUCCAAGACAGCUGUCACAGAGACGUGGGGCAAUCUCUUAUGACAGCUCCGAUCAAACCGCUCUCUACAUUCGUAUGCUAGGGGCUUGUGUAAUAUUCAAACAGCUGUUUUCAAGAGAUGUGAGAGUGAGAAGCCGGGUUGGCUUUGAACCAGAACGAAGAGGCUCUCAUCCCUACCUGUCCAUCGAUUUCCGAAUUUUGCACUCGCAGCCCGAAUCUGCAGGGCCCGUCUCUGCCCGGAAGAUCCGCAGGCUGCUCAGCUUCCAGAGGUACCUGCACUCCUCCCGCGCGUGUCGCGGUGUGACCCCCCAGAACCCCCUCCACAUCCUGGACCAUGACUACACCGGCCAGGCCAAGUGUAUGUUGGAGAAGGUUGGGAGCUGGAAUUUCGAUAUAUUUCUUUUUGAUAGAUUAACAAAUGGAAAUAGUCUUAUCAACUUGACAUUUCAUUUGUUCAAUCUGUAUGGAUUAACUGAGCUCUUCCAAUUAGAUAUGAUAAAGCUUCGUAGAUUUUUAGUGAUGGUUCAAGAAGACUAUCAUAGGCAGAACCCAUACCACAAUGCUGUCCAUGCUGCUGACGUGACUCAGGCCAUGCACUGUUACUUAAGGGAGCCCAAGCUUUCGAAGUCCCUCACCUCCUGCGAUAUACUCCUGGGCAUUUUGGCAGCGGCAACCCAUGAUCUGGACCACCCCGGUGUGAACCAGCCUUUCCUCAUCAAAACUAAUCAUUACCUAGCUGCAUUAUACCAGAAUACCUCAGUUCUGGAGAAUCACCACUGGAGGUCCGCGGUUGGCCUGCUCCGAGAGUCUGGAUUGUUCUCUCACCUUCCCUCUGAGGACAGGUUGGACAUGGAGAGGCAGCUGGGGUCCCUGAUUCUGGCCACUGACAUCAGCAGACAGAAUGAAUACCUGUCGAAGUUCAGGGAACACUUGGACAGAGAGGACCUCUGCUUGGCAAACGCUGGCCACCGGCACUUUGUCCUCCAGAUGGCGCUGAAGUGCGCGGACAUUUGUAACCCCUGCAGACCGUGGGAGCUGAGCAAACAGUGGAGUGAGAAGGUGACGGAAGAAUUCUUCCACCAAGGAGAUAUUGAAAAGAAACACAAACUUGAAGUCAGCCCACUAUGUGACAGCCAAAUGAAUUCUGUUGGAAAAAUUCAGAUUGGCUUCAUGACGUAUGUGGUGGAGCCGCUUUUCGCCGAGUGGGCCCGCUUCUCGGACACGCGCCUGUCCCGGACCAUGCUGGGCUACCUGGGCCUGAACAAGGCGAGCUGGAGCGGGCUGCUGCAGGAGCGGGCGGGGGCGGCCGAGGGGACGGCCGCGACCGCGACCGCGCCGACGCCCGCGGACGACACAAACUCCAAAGUUUUACCUCAGGGAAGCAAAGAGUCCUGACUCGCCCGACAGGCCCAGCCCCUCGGCAGGGAGGGGGCGGGCCGGUGGGAGGGUCUGCUGUGGACUGAACGGCUACUUCCACACCCAGCGCAACACCGUCACCACAUUGUAGUUGCAUUGACUCCCAUUUCGAUAAAACCACUGAUUUUAUUUAUUUUAUUUAAAUCCCCUCCCCCUUUUUUCCCUUGACACAGAGCAAUGCAUAGAUACCUCAUUUGGCUUCUGCUGUAUUUUGUGAGUUUUAUUUAUUAUUUUCCCCCCGCCUUGUACUUUUCUGGCAUUACUAAUUGAACACACCGCCUUUUUAAUGGAGAAUGAAAGGGAACACCAUACCGGAUGCCUGGUUCUGGGUAAAAGUGCCAUUGAAAACAAUUUAGUUUUAAUUGCUUUGAAAGUGAUUUGUAAAACCUUGAGUAUUCAGAUACUGAGUUAAAGGCUGCAUAGAAAGCCUGGAAUGAUAAUGAUGAUGCAUUUGCAACAAAUCUUCCUCGUUAAGAGAAAAAAAAAAAAAAAAAAAA